CCCUCUCUGUCUCUCUAGUUGAACGUGACCCAGGGCAGGGCGUUGUGUAACAAGAUCAUCAUGCUGUUCACUGACGGAGGAGAGGAGAGGGCCCAGGAGAUCUUCCAGAAGUAUAACGCUGACAAAAAGGUGCGGAUAUUCACGUUCUCAGUGGGCCAACACAACUAUGACAAAGGACCAAUCCAGUGGAUGGCCUGCACCAACAAAGGGUACUAUUAUGAAAUCCCCUCCAUCGGUGCUAUCAGGAUCAACACUCAGGAGUAUCUGGAUGUACUGGGAAGGCCCAUGGUCAAAGCAAACAACAAGGCCAAGCAGGUUCAAUGGACCAACGUUUACCAGGACGCGCUG
This is a messenger RNA of Oncorhynchus masou masou (cherry salmon), 348 nucleotides long. RefSeq names its product voltage-dependent calcium channel subunit alpha-2/delta-1-like. The transcript has 4 exons. The annotation marks the transcript as partial. The record is from RefSeq and is a predicted model, not a curated record. Gene Ontology annotation, molecular function: voltage-gated calcium channel activity. Lineage: Eukaryota; Metazoa; Chordata; Actinopteri; Salmoniformes; Salmonidae. Gene Ontology annotation, cellular component: L-type voltage-gated calcium channel complex.